GAUCCUCUGCGGGCGCCCUCUUAUUCCUCAAUGUCCACUCCAGUCGUCGUCCUCACAGGAGCAUCCAAAGGCAUCGGACUCGCAGUGGCGAGGUCCCUACUUGACGAGCACAACGCAUCCGUCGUGGCUUUGUCUCGCACCAGGACCAAAGAGCUGACCGAUCUGUGCGAAAAACAUACCAGUUCCUUGCUUUUCAUUGCGUGUGACGUGACUGAUGAAAAAGGAUUGACACAAGCCAUCGCCCAAGCCCAAGAAACGUAUCAGCGUAUCGACGGUCUCAUCCUCAAUGCGGGUACCCUGGACCCACUGGGCCGCAUAGACAAUCCGAGCAACACUCUGGAUUCUUGGCGAUAUCACUUCGAUGUCAACGUUUUCUCUCUGGUGACUGCUCUCAAGGCCGCCCUGCCCGCCCUACGCAAGAGCAAAUCGGGAGGUAGGAUUGUCUUCCUAAGUUCAGGUGCUGCAACCGGAAGCACUCCAGGAUGGAGCACAUACAAUGCGGGAAAGGCGGCUGUAAACAGCUUAUGCCGAACUUUGUCCAAGGAAGAACCUAAUAUCGUUUCUCUUGCUUUGGCUCCGGGAAAAGUGGAUACUGAUAUGCAAGCUAUCCUGCGAUCAACUGGAGCAGCACACAUGACAAAGGAAGACCACGACGUAUUCGUCAAUGUUCACAAGGAAGGGCAGCUCGUCAACCCACACGACGUUGGCUAUGCGAUUGCCAGCCUCUGUCUGCGCGCACCUCUGUCGAUGAGUGGUCAAUAUGUGCGGUGGGACUCUGAUGCUUGUAAAGAUUUCCGGAGAGAAUGAGCUGGUGCGUGUUUGUCGACAUGUAUGGUUUGUAUCGAUAGCCAUGUACGCAAAUGAAAAGAUCGACCUGUGGAUGAAUGAAAAAGUGUCCAUUGUCAGUUUUGCUUCGCAAAUGCAAAACGUUCCUGGCGUGGGCCAC
Messenger RNA from Serpula lacrymans var. lacrymans S7.9, 946 nucleotides. RefSeq lists its product as uncharacterized. Bases 31 to 807 code for a protein of 258 amino acids. The record is from RefSeq and is a predicted model, not a curated record. Gene Ontology annotation, cellular component: intracellular anatomical structure. The transcript has 5 exons. Gene Ontology annotation, molecular function: oxidoreductase activity, acting on NAD(P)H, oxygen as acceptor. Lineage: Eukaryota; Fungi; Basidiomycota; Agaricomycetes; Boletales; Serpulaceae.